Chenopodium quinoa (quinoa) is the source of this 2184-nucleotide messenger RNA. RefSeq lists its product as uncharacterized. NCBI's taxonomy places the organism in Eukaryota, Viridiplantae, Streptophyta, Magnoliopsida, Caryophyllales, Amaranthaceae. The record is from RefSeq and is a predicted model, not a curated record. The coding region runs from base 1 to 2184 and encodes 727 amino acids. The transcript has a single exon.
AUGGCAAUUAUCAAUAAAGAUUGGAUUGAUGCACCCCAAAAUGCCGAAGAAUAUAUUAAAGGAGUUGAGAAUUUUCUUGAAUUAGCAGUUCUAAAUUCAACCAUGGACGUUGAGGAAGAUGAUGAACCGGAAAUUUUAUGCCCAUGUACGAAGUGUGUUAACAGAUUCUGGUUCACUAGGGAGGUGGUUUUCGAUCACCUAAUUGCUCAUAGAUUUAACAAGAGGUAUAAAGUGUGGAAUUUUCAUGGCGAAGGACUGACAGCAGGGUCUUCUUCAAGGGGAAGUGGGCAUCAAUGUGAUAAUCAAAACACAUUAGACAAUAUGGGUGAGAUGAUUAAUGAUAUAUUAAGAGAUGUUAUGGGAGGUUCCACCUCUGAAGCAGAAGGAAUUCACAAGGGUCUUGAUGAGAGUGCUAAAAAGUUUUUUAAACUGUUAGAAGAUGCAAAAGAGGAAUUAUAUCCACGUUGUAAAAAAUUUUCAGUGCUUUCAUACACAGUGCAAUUUUAUCUACUUAAAUGCCUUAACGGGUGGAGCAAUUCUUCUUUCGAUGAGUUGAUGAAGCUUCAAUGUGCUGCAUUUCCAUCAGCAAAGCUCCCCACUUCUUUUCAUCAUGCUAAAAAAAUGGUGAAGAACCUUGGACUUGAUUACAAACGAAUUGAUGCGUGUCCCAAUGAUUGUAUGUUGUAUUGGAAAGAGCGUGCAAAUGACAAGUCUUGCCAUGUUUGUAAAGCUUCUAGGUGGAAAUUAAAUGAGAAACAAAAAGAGGAAGGUGCAUUGCCCGACGAAGGAGUUCCUGCAAAAGUUUUGCGUUACUUUCCACUUAAACCUCGUCUACAAAGGUUGUUCAUGUGCUCUAAGACGGCUGAACUUAUGACAUGGCAUGAAACUGAUCGUAAGAAAGAUGACAAAUUAAGGCACCCUGCUGAUGGACAAGCUUGGAAAAAUUUCGACAUUGCGCAUCCUCAAUUUGCAAGUGAUUGUCGAAAUGUGAGGCUUGGUCUUACUACUGAUGGUUUCAACCCGUUCAGAACUAUGAGUGUGUCAUAUAGUAUUUGGCCAGUUGUUUUAUCCAUUUAUAAUUUGCCUCCUUGGUUAUAUAAUAAGUCUGAGUAUAAUAUCAUGUCUUUGAUUAUACCUGGUCCUUCUUCUCCAGGGUAUGACAUAGAUGUUUACUUGCAACCGUUAAUCGAGGAAUUGAAAGAGUUAUGGGAAGUUAGAGUUGACAUUUAUGAUGCCGUGAAAGAUGAAAAAUUUUCAUUAAGGGCUGCCUUGUUAUGGACAAUCAGUGACUUUCCUGCUUAUGCAAUGUUGUCAGGAUGGAGUACUAAAGGAGAAUUUGCUUGCCCGAAUUGUAAUCAUAAGACUUGGUCCAAAUACCUUAAGUAUAGUAAGAAAAUGUGUUACAUGGGACAUCGUAGCUCUUUGAAAGAAAAUCAUCCAUGGCGUCGUAAUAAAAGAGCUUUUGACGGUAAUGUAGAAACAAGGCCUCCUCCUACUAGAUUGUCGGGUUUUGAUGUAUUAAAAGAUCUAGAAGGGUUUGAAAAUAAAUUUGGGAAAACUCAAAAGAAAGGCAGGAAGAAAUUUCCUUGGAAGAAGAAAUCCAUUUUCUUUGAGCUUCCUUAUUGGGAAACUAAUACCUUGCGUCAUAAUCUUAAUGUUAUGCACAUUGAGAAAAAUAUCUGUGACAGUGUGCUUGGUACUUUGCUUGAUAUCCCAGGAAAGACUAAAGACCAUGUGGCAGCCCGCUUUGAUUUACAAGAUAUGGGUAUAAGAAAUGAACUCCAUCCAAAGAGAACGAAUAAUAGAGGGAAGCGUUUAUACUCCAAAGCUUGUUUUUCCUUAUCUUCUAAUGAAAAAGACUUGUUUUGCAGUGUGAUAAAAAGUGCUAAGUUUCCCGAUGGUUGUGCAUCAAACAUCUCUCGAUGCGUCCAAUACCAUGAGAGGAAGGCUACUGGUUACAAGAGUCAUGAUGCCCACUUUAUGCUUCAUUAUUUGCUCCAAGUUGCUGUAAAGAAUACCCUUCCUAAGCAAGUAGCAUCAACUUUGAUUAGGCUAGGAUCCUUUUUUAGGGGUCUAUGUAGGAAAGUUCUAAAGCCUAAAGAUCUUGACGAUCUUGAAUCUGAAAUCAUAGAGAUACUUUGCCUACUUGAGAAGAUAUUUCCCCCCCCAGUUUCUUUGACAUAA